Molecule: messenger RNA, 1153 nt
Organism: Selaginella moellendorffii
Lineage: Eukaryota; Viridiplantae; Streptophyta; Lycopodiopsida; Selaginellales; Selaginellaceae
Product: E3 ubiquitin-protein ligase FANCL-like
Exons: 14
Coding region: 10-1089 (359 amino acids)
Biological process (GO): interstrand cross-link repair; protein monoubiquitination
Cellular component (GO): nucleus; Fanconi anaemia nuclear complex
Molecular function (GO): ubiquitin protein ligase activity
Source: RefSeq, a predicted model, not a curated record
UUGAGGAGAAUGGCGCCCACUGUGCUGCCGCUUGGCACCAGCGCCACGGCAUUUCAAGUCUUCUUCUCAAUCCAGAACCAAGAAUUCUCGUUUUCCCUCCACGAUGUAGAUCCUAUCUCUAAUCCCUUAUCCAACGCAAAGAUCGAGUGUGGCGCCCCGAUGCGCGCAAUGUUUCGAGGCUUUGAGGAAGUUCUUUGGGAUAGGCUCCAGAAGAGUAAGAACAUCGAUGCGUUUUGUGUGGAAGUUAAAAACGUUAUGGAAUGUAUUUUGCAUGCUCAAUCCAAGCCAGUGUUAUCGCCCUCGCAGCUCUACACUCAAAUCGAUGAGAUGGGAUGGGAGAACAUUGCUUACAUUAGUGACGACUUCUCUAAGCUCUGGCUUCGCGUGAUCGACAGCGCAGAUCGAGUGCACACUCUACGUUUAAGUUUCUCUCCAGAUUUUCCAUUGUCGCAGCCCAGUAUUACUGCUGACCUUCCAUCUUCGUGGUCUGUGGAAUGGACCUCCCGUGCUAGUUUGAGAGAUGCUCUAUCACAGUUCCAGUUGGCCGUGGAUAGCUAUCAAGAUUUUUGGAACGUGAUGGACGACAUUGACAAAAGAGCUUGGGUACAUGAACCUGUUCAGCUCUCUCGAGCUGACAUCUCCAGACGAAUUUAUUUGGGCGGUCACUGCUCAGUAUCAAUCAAGAUCAAUCCAGCAACUCCGCGUUCUUUACCAGAGUGCAGCUUUUUCGGCCCUGGAACUGUCGUCUCGCCCCUGAGGCAAAGAUUGAUUGGGAGUAGCAUGAUAUGGACAGAAGACAAGAACUUGCUUGACAAUCUAGAAACCGUUCUUCAAGUUCCCAUUCCUCCUCCUCCUGAAACCCAUCAACUGGGAGGACUGUCAACGGAAUGUGGAAUAUGUUACGCAUACAAACUACCAGACGAGGACGGCAUACCGGAUCAUGUUUGUAACAAUCCAAGCUGUGGCCAAGCGUUCCACACAAUAUGUCUAGCUGAUUGGUUGUUGCCCACAACUAUACAGUCCUUCAAUGUACUUCAUGGAACUUGUCCAUAUUGUUCUCAUACUCUUGCUGUCAACAGCGUCCAUUGACAGCCAUGGCCACCGAAGGAACCUUGCAAAGCGUUUCUUUGGCGCUGGACUGGACGGCCAACAC